This is a messenger RNA of Bufo gargarizans (Asiatic toad), 3396 nucleotides long. RefSeq names its product solute carrier family 4 member 5 (gene SLC4A5). The transcript has 25 exons. Gene Ontology annotation, cellular component: plasma membrane. The record is from RefSeq and is a predicted model, not a curated record. Gene Ontology annotation, molecular function: sodium:bicarbonate symporter activity; solute:inorganic anion antiporter activity; monoatomic anion transmembrane transporter activity. Gene Ontology annotation, biological process: transmembrane transport; monoatomic anion transport; regulation of intracellular pH. The coding region runs from base 1 to 3396 and encodes 1131 amino acids. NCBI's taxonomy places the organism in Eukaryota, Metazoa, Chordata, Amphibia, Anura, Bufonidae.
AUGGAUGAUGAUAUUGGCAGCUCCAGGAAGAGAUAUGAGGAUGAAGAAGAUUACCACUCUAUCUACAUUGGAGUGCCAGCUCCACGGAGUUACAGAAGAAAAAGACGGCGAAGAAGGUCUUUGUCCAGCCGGGAUAGGAGCAGUGAAAAUGAGAAGCACUAUAGCAGGGGUGAACACUCAGAUACUGAUGAAGGAGGAAGACUCAACUAUGACAAUGAGAACUAUAACAUCAGCAGAACCAUGUCUCCGGCGGCUGAACGUCUACGUUAUAUACUGGGGGAAGAUGAAGAGGCACCAAAUCCUACAUUAUUUACAGAGAUGGACACUCUACAGCAUGAUGGUGAUGACAUGGAGUGGAAGGAAACCGCAAGGUGGAUAAAAUUUGAAGAAAAAGUAGAAGAAGGAGGGGAGAGGUGGAGUAAACCACACGUAUCCACUUUGUCCCUACACAGCCUGUUCGAGCUACGGACAUGUCUCCAGACUGGAACGGUGUUGCUUGAUUUAGAUGGCUAUUCCCUCCCACAGAUCAUAGAUGACAUCAUUGAGAAGCAGGUAGAAGAUGGGAUGCUCAAGCCUGACCUCAGGGACAAAAUUAGUUAUGUUCUGUUAAGAAAACAUAGACACCAAACCAAGAAACCCAUUCACAGGUCUUUGGCUGACAUUGGAAAGUCUGUCUCCUCCAGUACCAAUCGAAUUCCUGCCCCAGGUGUUCCUGCUGGUAAUCACCUCCAUCGGUCUACAGAGGAUUUGAGAAUGAGACAGAGCACUAACUAUGGAAGAUUGCGUCAUGCGCAGAGCAGGAGUAUGAAUGACAUUGCUGAGACGCCAAGCUCCGACCAGCUGAGAAAUAAGUUUAUGAAGAAACUUCCCAGGGAUGCAGAAGCUUCAAAUGUUUUGGUUGGAGAAGUAGACUUCUUAGAAAAACCUUUUGUAGCUUUUGUACGACUCGUCCAGUCUCUAAUGCUUGGAGGUGUCACGGAGGUUCCAGUGCCCACCAGGUUCAUGUUCAUAUUGUUAGGUCCAAUGGGUAAAGUCAAGUCCUACAUUGAAAUUGGCAGAGCAAUUGCCACCUUGAUGGUAGAUGAUCUGUUCAGUGAUGUCGCGUACAAAGCAAAAGAUCGUGAGGAUCUGAUUGCAGGAAUAGAUGAGUUCUUGGAUGAAGUCAUUGUCCUUCCGCCUGGAGAAUGGGAUCCUACCAUCAGAAUUGAGCCUCCCAAAAAGAUCCCCUCAGCAGAUCAAAGAAAAUCAGUCUUCUCUGUGAAUGAAGCUGGACAAAUGAAUGGAUCAGCAGCAGGAGGAGCAGGAGGAAGUGGUGGUGGUGGUGGUGGGAGUGAGGAUGGAGAGAUGCCUACUGCACAUGAGAUCGGAGAAGAACUUUCAUGGACUGGCAGGUUCUGUGGAGGGCUUUACCUGGAUAUUAAGCGGAAACUUCCAUUUUUCCUGAGUGAUUUCUAUGAUGCCUUCCACAUUCAGUCCAUUUCUGCCAUUCUUUUCAUCUACCUCGGUUGUAUAACAAACGCCAUCACAUUUGGUGGAUUGCUGGGUGAUGCUACCGAUAACUAUCAGGGUGUGAUGGAGAGCUUUCUUGGUACAGCAAUGACGGGCUCUGUGUUUUGUUUCUUUGCUGGACAACCUCUGAUCAUCUUAAGUAGCACCGGACCCAUUCUUGUCUUUGAAAAGCUCCUGUUUGAUUUUAGCAAAAGUAAUGCAAUAGACUACAUGGAAUUCCGCCUGUGGAUCGGCCUCCAUUCAGCUUUGCAGUGCUUCAUCCUGGUGGCCACCGAUGCCAGCUUCAUUAUUAAGUAUAUCACGCGUUUCACAGAGGAGGGCUUCUCUACCCUCAUCAGCUUCAUCUUCAUUUAUGAUGCCAUCAAGAAAAUGAUUGGAUCCUUCAAAUAUUACCCCAUCAAUUCUGACUUCAAGCCAGACUACGUCACAACAUACAGAUGUGAAUGUGUGGCACCUGACCCAGUGAACACGACUUUAUUCAAUUCUUCAGCUCUGUUUGCACCAAACAACACUAACAUUUCUUUGUACAAUGCCAUGAAUAACACAGCUUUCGACUGGAGCCAGCUUAGUAUGAAGGAAUGUCUGAAAUAUGGAGGAAGUCUGCUAGGAAACUCAUGCAAUUAUGUGCCUGACCUGGCACUUAUGUCCUUCAUCCUUUUCUUCGGAACCUAUUCUAUGACCUUGACGUUGAAGAAAUUCAAGUUCAGUCGAUACUUUCCCACCACGCUUCGCUCCCUGGUGUCUGAUUUUGCCAUUGUCUUCGUGAUCGUUUUCUUCUGUGGUGUGGAUGCCUUUUUUGAGCUGGAGACACCAAAAUUGCAUGUUCCUAGUGAAAUUAAGCCCACAAGACCAGACCGCGGCUGGUUUGUUUUCCCAUUUGGGAAGAACCCUUGGUGGAUUUAUCUGGCCAGUGCAUUACCUGCUUUGUUGGUGACAAUUCUGAUCUUCAUGGACGAGCAGAUUACAGCAGUCAUAGUCAACCGAAAGGAGCAUAAGCUAAAGAAAGCCAGUGGUUACCAUCUAGACCUCUUCUGGGUUGGCGUUCUUUUGGUUGUUUGCUCCUUCAUGGGCCUGCCAUGGUAUGUGGCUGCCACCGUCAUCUCUAUUGCCCACAUUGACAGCUUGAAAAUGGAGACAGAGACCAGUGCCCCUGGAGAACAACCACAGUUCUUGGGAGUGAGGGAGCAGCGAGUCACCGGAAUAAUAGUAUUCGUCCUUACUGGGAUCUCCGUCUUCCUCGCUCCAGUUCUCAAGUACAUUCCAAUGCCUGUCCUUUAUGGAAUUUUUCUGUACAUGGGGGUUGCUUCGCUCAAUGGAAUCCAGUUCUGGGAUCGCUGUAAGCUCUUCAUGAUGCCUGCAAAGCACCAGCCCGACUAUGCAUAUCUCCGACAUGUUCCUCUACGUCGAGUUCAUCUCUUCACCGUUGUCCAGAUUGUCUGUCUUGCUGUUCUGUGGAUUCUGAAGUCUACGGUUGCUGCCAUCAUUUUCCCAGUCAUGAUCCUUGGCCUGAUGAUGGUGAGAAAGAUGCUGGACUGGGUGUUCAGCCAACAUGACCUUGCCUGGUUGGAUGACAUAUUACCAGAAAAAGAAAAGAAAAAGCAGGAAGACAAGAACAAAAAGAAGAAAGGGAAAGACGAAGUGGAUAGUGAUGAGGAGAGAACUGGCCAUUCAGAGGCUCUGCAUUCAGAUUCCUCUGCAAACGGAUCUGAUAUAGAUCGCAGCAUUACUCUGCACCUGAAGAUCUCCUGCCCUCCAUCUCCAGCUAUCGGCUAUCCUAGAAGUGUAGCCGGUGCUGUCCCGCAAGUGAAGAUCGAGAUGGAUUCUGAGUAUGAUGACUCUGACAUGGAGAAGAAUCCUCGAGAUCGGGGCAGUGAAACCACUUUAUAG